AAACCGGGAAUGCGCAUCGCAUCGUUCCUUCCCGCUGGAACCACGAUAUGCUACGAGCUGGGCCUGGGAGAUAACGUAUCUUGCGUGACCUUUGAGUGCCAGUUUCCUCCGGCGGCCAAAGACAAGCCCAAGGUCAUUCGGUGCAUCUUCAACUCGGACGACCUGACGUCGGCGGAGAUUGAGAACGCGGUAAAUACGAAUCUCGCUGCGUCCGUGCCGCUGUACGAGAUUGACGAGUCUCUCCUCGAAGAUGUCGACGUCGUGUUGAUCCAAGACCUGUGCGAAGUGUGCGCCAUUGGUCCGCCCAUGGUUCUCGCUGCCUUGGACAAGCUCAAGGUCCAACCGCGCGUCUUGUACCUCACCGCACGUAGCCUCGACGGUCUCUACAACGAUAUCAUGACCGUCGCGACGGGAUGCGAUAUUGAAGGCCGUGGCGUCGCCAUGGUCACGUCCAUGAAAGCGCGCGUGGACCGCGUCGAACGAGCGCUCGUGGAUUGCACACCCGUGAAAACCGUAUGCGUGGAAUGGCUAGACCCAAUCUACAAUGCGGGCCACUGGAUGCCCGACCUCGUGCAUCGCGCCGGCGGGUACGAUCCGCUCGCGGCGCCAGAAUCGUUUUCAGUGGCCAUCAACUGGUCACAUGUGGCAGAGGUAGAAUGGAUCAACUACACCAUGCUAUGCAUGCUAUUGCUUCCUUUUGGUGGUUAAUGCAUGCAUCCUCGCUGGGUUGUUUGUUUGCGUGUAGGCGGGGGCAGAACUGCUCGUGAUCAUGCCAUGCGGGUUCGAUCUCGCUCGAACCAUCAAGGACGCAACCGACACGCUUCCGCCCAAAUCUGGCUGGAGAGACAUCCCCGCCGUCCAGAACCGCCGCGUUUGGGCGUUCGAUGGCAACCGACUGUUCAGCGGCGCGUCGCCGGCGCUAGUCGAUGGCCUCGAAAUCCUCGCGUCCGUGCUGCAUCCGGAAUUGUACACGCUGGAGCCGACUCUGUACUCGACGGACUUUGCCUUGCUGGAUAUUUGAUAGGCACCAAACGUCCUAUCCGUCAAGACAAGGCAUCGAAUCAAACCAAAUUUGGCCAGCCACUGGAUGGCUGCAGUAUUUUGAACCGACGCGACGAGUUUGUGUUGCCUGUAUCUGCUGUGCUUGUAAUAAUAAAUCAUGUGCAAUAUUGUCGAUU
Aphanomyces astaci is the source of this 1178-nucleotide messenger RNA. RefSeq lists its product as hypothetical. The record is from RefSeq and is a predicted model, not a curated record. The coding region runs from base 10 to 708 and encodes 232 amino acids. The transcript has 3 exons. NCBI's taxonomy places the organism in Eukaryota, Oomycota, Saprolegniomycetes, Saprolegniales, Verrucalvaceae.